UGAUUCUUUUCUGUCAGUGUCACCGUACAUCACAUCACGUCGCCCUGCUGUUGCCAAAUAGUUGAUUUUGGCAAUAUCCUUAAAAUCUUAAUCACUAUCUUUUCGAAUUGAUAAAUCACAUUUUCGUAACCACAAUGACAAUGGGUGAUGAACUCCCUGUUACUUCUUUAGUUUUACCCGUUCUCAUACGUCCCGUCUUAACUCAGCUAGAGAAAUAUGACCUGGGAGCCUCUCAAACGCUUCGUGCGGCUCUGACAAAGGCAGAAGCUGCAGUUCCAGGCCUCAACUAUGAUUUGGUGGCAGGUAUCAUGAGAAGAGCUGAUAUACCUGUUAACAUGAAUGAGAGCUUGCUGCGGCUGCAAGGAACACUAACUGAGGCUGAAUGUGCAGAUUUGAGACUGAACAGAACUGAAGAAGCAUUCCAAGAAUUAAACAAAAAGUCAACAGCUUUAAAGAAAAUUCUGAGUCGCAUUCCAGAUGAGAUAACAGACAGAAAGACCUUUUUGGAAACUAUUAAGGAAAUUGCUUCAGCAAUUAAGAAGCUCCUGGAUGCAGUGAAUGAAGUAUCUACUUACACACCAGGAACAGGAAAGCAGGUUCUAGAACAAAGGAAGCGUGAGUUUGUGAAAUACUCCAAGAGAUUCUCUAACACGUUGAAGGAAUACUUCAAGGAAGGACAGGCCAAUGCAGUGUUCGUGAGUGCUUUGUACCUGAUACACCAAACUAAUCAAAUCUUAUACACGGUUAAAAGUAAGUCUGAGUAACGCGCAUUUGAGACAGUAUUAAAAUUUUAACCAUUUGUAUUAUGUAUCACUGUCUUUAAAUAUAAAUGCAUCUGUUACUGUUUUGUUGUUAUAUAAGUUGGGCACGCUAAUAUAUAUUUUUGUUAAUAUAUUUUGGUAGAAAGGAGGAGUUAAUCAUAUAAAGAAAAUUAUGUAAAUAAUAUAGUUAUUCUGAAUACCUAUGAUUGUAUAAUUAAUAAAAAUAUUUAGAACAUGAUUUGGUGAGAUAUUUGAUAAGUAUUCUGUAUCAUUGAUUUAUUGUGAAGUACAUUAAAGUAGCAAUCUGUUUUUUUAAAUUGUCUGUUGUAAUCAUACGUAAAUAAAUCAAAAUCUGUAGUUUAGAGUACCCAGGCGUUUGAAUUGGAACGACUGGCUAUCUAGCUAUUUUACUAUACUUUCAAUAUUUCUUGUACAGUAUAUUGUUUGCGUUGUAAUAGGUAUAAAUUUCUUAAUUUAUUUAGCACUUCUUAAAUCUUUUUUUAUUUUAAAUUAAUUUAAAAAACUGUAGAGGUAUGUUUUGGGAUUCUAAUUUAGAAAACUCCCUGGAUGAAUCAUAUGCUGUUAAAGCUCGGUAAUUUUUACCAUUUCCUACGUAAUAAUUGGUUUAACACCUGAUAUUGACCCAACUGAUUCUGUUUAUGACAACUGAUAUACCUGAAUAGUUAUUUGUGUUACAAGUGAGCAAAGUUGUUGUUUGCUGCGAGUGCAGCUUCUGUGUCCGAAACAACCGAAGGACUUUAUUUGAUUCAACAGUAGCGUGACUUAUCCUUAUCAUAAUUUUUAUAAUUCCAAUUUGACUGGUACUGGUCAAGAAAUUUUUUGUGGUGGUUCUUACUAGAUUCCAGGCUCUAAACAACAAAGUUUUGCUGGUGAGGAUGGGAGUGGUUAUAUAAACAAAAGUAUUUUAUUUCAGUCGUAUUGUUAAAUAUAUCGGUGCUUGCAUGUCGUCUGUCUCGAAAUAGACCUUGACUUGUUGGAAGAUACCAUCCAAUUUUUUUUUGUAUCUACAUAAAUACCUACAGCCACUUAUAUGACAAAAAUAUUAAUUUUGUUUUUGAAAAUAGUUUCAUGUUUAUGGUCCCAGUCCGAUUCCAUUCUUCUAGCUAGGCGCCUGGUCGGUUGUAAAGCAUAGUUGGUUACACGUUGGUAGAUUUGUCGGUAUAGUUAUACCAUAAGUCAUUAUAUACGUAGGUUACUGUAAUCUGUGGUUAACUUUGUCUCACUGGGGAGUAAAAAUCUUUUUUUCUCACUGUCUGUAAACACAAUAACAUGUUUGAGUUAUUGAAGGGAAAAAACCUAUUUAUUACUAUAGGUACUGGUAUUAUUUUUAUAAAUAAGCAAAAAAAUAUUAAAGUAUUACACAAGUAAGGAUUCUAAUUGUUUAAAAAUACUUGAUUAACCAUUAUUAUGAUGGGAUUGUUAUGGUAACAAUCGUCUAUUCUUUUAAUAUAUAAUAACAAUAAAGUUAUAGUUAACAGUG
Molecule: messenger RNA, 2262 nt
Organism: Helicoverpa zea (corn earworm)
Lineage: Eukaryota; Metazoa; Arthropoda; Insecta; Lepidoptera; Noctuidae
Gene: Ccm3
Product: programmed cell death protein 10
Exons: 5
Coding region: 135-764 (209 amino acids)
Biological process (GO): positive regulation of MAP kinase activity; regulation of Golgi organization
Cellular component (GO): Golgi apparatus; FAR/SIP/STRIPAK complex
Molecular function (GO): protein kinase binding
Source: RefSeq, a predicted model, not a curated record